Aethina tumida (small hive beetle) is the source of this 1671-nucleotide messenger RNA. RefSeq names its product acyl-CoA Delta-9 desaturase (gene Z9desB). The transcript has 5 exons. Gene Ontology annotation, biological process: unsaturated fatty acid biosynthetic process. The coding region runs from base 341 to 1396 and encodes 351 amino acids. Gene Ontology annotation, cellular component: endoplasmic reticulum membrane. Lineage: Eukaryota; Metazoa; Arthropoda; Insecta; Coleoptera; Nitidulidae. Gene Ontology annotation, molecular function: iron ion binding; stearoyl-CoA 9-desaturase activity. The record is from RefSeq and is a predicted model, not a curated record.
CGGCCAUCUCUAACCUCCAAAGGCCGCGCCAAAGAAACGUUUCGCCGUAGCCCAGACUUGGACUUUAGACCCGCUCACGUCGAGCCGUUAUCGCGCGAAUCCACCCGGUCCAUCGUAGAUUUGCAUGUGUCUCGGACAUGCGUGUCUUUUAAAUAUUUAUUCAUAUAUAAAGUGGACAAUUGCAAUUUGCAACUCAGUGGUUGUUGUACGGUGAUACAGUUUAAUUAGUUCAUUUUCGACUGGUUUGGUUCGCGGAUCUAUCACUGCCUAUUUCAAUUCCAACAAUUGGAUAUACCGCAUCUUCUGUCCCGACGAACGGAACAAUUUUUUUUCUUUAACAAUGGCUCCGAAUGUCACAUCAAUUCCUACGGGAGUACUUCAUGAACAAGACGAUGAAAUUUCUAUGAGAGAAAUUCCACCUGAAGUCAGCAAGCCCGACAAUCGCAAGUUGGAACUGGUUUGGAGAAACAUCAUUUUGUUUGCAUAUUUCCAUUUGGCAGCUCUGUAUGGCUUAUACCUCGUCUUUGUAUCAGCCCAGUGGAAAACUACAGUCUUAGCAUUAAUCUUAUAUCAAUGCGGCGGAAUUGGAGUAACUGCAGGUGCUCAUAGAUUGUGGGCUCACCGUUCUUACAAAGCAAAAUGGCCUUUGAAGUUGAUCUUGACCGUUUUCAAUACUUUAGCCUUUGAAAACUCCGUCAUUGAGUGGUCCAGAGAUCACCGUGUCCAUCACAAAUUCAGCGAAACCGAUGCCGAUCCUCACAAUGCCAAGAGAGGAUUUUUCUUCUCUCACAUUGGAUGGCUUUUGUGCAGGAAGCAUCCCCAAGUAAAAGAAAAGGGAAAGGGUCUAGACAUGUCUGACUUGUAUGCUGAUCCAAUCAUCGCAUUCCAAGACAAGUACUACCUGAUCCUCAUGCCCUUGGGCUGCUUCAUUCUCCCAACUUUGGCCCCAAUGUACCUUUGGAACGAAACAUUCCUUAACUCCUUCUGUUUGAACAUGCUCAGAUACGUUAUCACUUUGAACGCCACUUGGUUAGUCAACUCUGCUGCUCAUUUGUUUGGAUCUAAACCUUACGACAGAUUCAUUAACCCGGCCGAAAACUUGUUUGUAUCUAUUUUCGCUCUUGGAGAAGGAUGGCACAACUACCAUCACACCUUCCCAUGGGACUACAAAACCUCAGAACUUGGAAAAUACAGCGUCAACUUCUCCACCGCUUUUAUUGACUUCUUCGCCCUGAUCGGUUGGGCCUACGAUCUUAAAACCGUAUCUAUUGACAUGAUUAAGAAGCGCGUUGAAAGAACCGGUGAUGGAAGUCACGAAAUCUGGGGAUGGGGUGACAAGGACCAGCCCAAAGAGGACUUCAAGGAUGCCACUAUUUUGUACAAAAAGGAAGAAUAAAAAGUGUUAGUGAUAGUGUAGAUACUUAAAAAAUAUUGUUGUGAUAAGAGUCUGACUAUUAUAAUAUUUUAAAUCAUAAGUGAAAAAGCUCUACUAGAUGUAGUUUAAUUAUUGUAUGUGUUACUAAUACAAGCUACACCUCAAGGAUACAUAGUAAGCAGUGAUAUUAUGUUUUAAUAUGUAGAUUUAGUAUAUAUAGUCAUAAUUUAUUUCAUGUUUAGUAGGGUGUUAAGAAUUUUCUAUAUUAUAUAGAUUUAAUAAAUAAUUAUUUUCGA